AUGUGGUCAACUAUAUAUGAAUUAGCAAAAAAGUUUCGUGAUUUCAAUGAUUAUGUAGAAAAAAAUGAAUGGCAAUCUAGCUCUUCUACUGAUAGACACUGCGAAAAUAUUAAUCAAUCAUAUUUACAAUGCAUUAAGAACAGUGAUGAUAAUAUAUGCCCCAAAUUUAUGCACUAUGUACAUAAGAUUAAAGAACAAUAUAACUUAAAGGAUCCUGAAUAUAUAUACAUAUACUAUUGGUUAUAUAAUCAGUGUAACGGAAAAUGUGAGAGCGCAGAUAUAAAAAAUUAUUUUAAUGAAUUGAUAAAAAUAUAUGAAUCAGAAGAGGGAACUACUAUAUAUACAGUUUAUAAAGAUAUUAUUAUUACGGAGGUUGAGUUUGAAAGGCUAAGAGAUAUAUAUGAACUAAACAUAAAACCUAGUGAAACUGAUAAUAAUGAUCACAAAAAAUAUUGUAGUGAAUUCCAAAAAAUAUAUAUGAUACGCAAGAGUGAAUGUGAUUACAAUACACACUCAGAAUAUUGUAAUACAUUAGAAGAAUAUAGAAAUAAGUACAAUGAAUAUGUAAAAUCCAAUAAUUCCUUAAAAUCAGAAUUCCCAAUUUUACACCCUUUCAGAAGAUAUAAUAUAUUAGCCUAUAUAUAUAUUACAUUUGUUAUAAUAUUAGCAAUAGCACUUCUUUUAUUUAUUAUGUAUAAGUUCAGAAAAAUGAGUUUCUUUUUGCACCGUAAAAUAAUAAGGAAAAGAAAUAUCUACAUGAGUACAGAUGAAGGAAGAAAUGCAUUUCAGUAUUCUGAAAUAUCGAACAAAAUAUCAAGAGAGGGCACAUAUAAUAUAUUAUAUAAUUAUGAUAUCUGUUAA
This is a messenger RNA of Plasmodium gonderi, 861 nucleotides long. Its product is annotated as variable surface protein. The record is from RefSeq and is a predicted model, not a curated record. The transcript has 3 exons. Lineage: Eukaryota; Apicomplexa; Aconoidasida; Haemosporida; Plasmodiidae. The coding region runs from base 1 to 861 and encodes 286 amino acids.